UUGUUGUCAAAGAAGAUACCCUUCUUUAGUAUAAAAAUACGAUUCUCGAUCGUAUUCCCUUUUAUUUAUAAACCACCCUCUGCACUAUUCGUUUCUUUCUAUGCUUAAUUAGAUAUGUGUUUGGACUCUCCUUCUCUCUCUCUUUCUUCUUCUCUUUGGCUUUCUUCUAUCCAUUCUUGAAGUCAUUCAUUUUCUUGACAUAUCAAACGAACAUGAGACGAAACUGCAAUCUUGAACUCCAACUUUUUCCUUUCUCCGAUCCCGACCACCACCCACCUGUAUUGUAAGUUCUCUCUCUUCACUAUAUACAUGGAGGAGAAGGAGACUAGUGAUGAGCAAAGCCCACAGCAUAGUCAACAGCUCACUAUUUUCUACAAUGGAAGGGUUUGCGUCUGUGAUGUCACGGAGCUCCAGGCAAGAGCCAUUCUGUUGCUAGCAAGUAGAGAAAUGGAAGAGAAUCUGCGAACCCCAACUGGGUCAGAAGUAGCUUCUCCAAGUUUGCCAUCUCCGCUGUGUACCCCUAUGGCUGCUGGCCUUUCCAUGAAGAGAUCAAUCCAACGGUUCCUCCAGAAGAGGAAGCAUAGGGUCCAAGCGAUUUCUCCUUACAAUCAUUAAUAUUAAUUAACCUUAAUAUUAUGCAUGGAGCAUGGGCUUUUGACGCUUAUAUAUAGUUGAGAAAGUAAAAUUUUCAGUAUAGAAUUAAAUCAUGUUAAUCAAUUAAUAUUUCUCUAGAGGAAUCCUUCUGAUGAAUGGAUAUAUGUAUGCCAUGGGGCUUGUAAAUAAUGAUUAAUGUAUUAAGUGUGGCUUAUAUUAACUAAUGCUAUAUAUUUCUUAGAACUA
This is a messenger RNA of Hevea brasiliensis (rubber tree), 840 nucleotides long. RefSeq names its product protein TIFY 5B. Gene Ontology annotation, cellular component: nucleus. Lineage: Eukaryota; Viridiplantae; Streptophyta; Magnoliopsida; Malpighiales; Euphorbiaceae. The coding region runs from base 310 to 615 and encodes 101 amino acids. The record is from RefSeq and is a predicted model, not a curated record. Gene Ontology annotation, biological process: regulation of defense response; regulation of jasmonic acid mediated signaling pathway; response to wounding. The transcript is spliced from 3 exons.